Molecule: messenger RNA, 2479 nt
Organism: Drosophila serrata
Lineage: Eukaryota; Metazoa; Arthropoda; Insecta; Diptera; Drosophilidae
Product: MOXD1 homolog 1
Biological process (GO): octopamine biosynthetic process; dopamine catabolic process; norepinephrine biosynthetic process
Cellular component (GO): secretory granule membrane
Molecular function (GO): copper ion binding; dopamine beta-monooxygenase activity
Source: RefSeq, a predicted model, not a curated record
AAAUAAAAUAUUGGUUGAAUUGUGGCGCCUUCACUAUAAAUUUAAUUAUACAAAUUACACUCAAAACACGAUUGUAUAUAACUUGGCAGUUUUAAUGAUAUAUUACAAAUAAAAAAAAAAAAUAUAAAUUGGUUUGCAGAUCUUAGAAAAUAACUAAUCGUUUGACGAUCCUUUUUCAGUAUAAAGAGAACUUUUACACCGAUGUCCUUGCGUACAUAUAUGUACAUGUAUUUUUCAAUAAACUGUGCGAAAGAGGCUUCUUAAAACUAAGACUAAAACGCCACAAAAACAAAUAAAACAGUUAUAAACGAAAAACAUAUAAAUGAAGAUUAAACAAUUAUUAACUGUACUUUGUAUACAGUUGAGCUUGGGAUCAUGUUAUUUUAAUGAUGAUAGUAACGAGGACUCCAAAAGUGAUAGUAGUGAUAGAAUACAACAUAAAAAUUGGACCCGUCGUGAAAUUAUGGACAAAAAUGGAUUAUAUUGGCUCCAAUGGUGGGUAAAAGAAAACGAUAAUAAUGUAUAUUUUGAAGUGACUGUUAACACUCGGGGGUAUAUCGGACUCGGGUUUUCUAAAGAUGGUCUUAUGUCCAGAUCAGACCUGGUCCUUUUAUGGGUCGACGAUAGCACGGGCCAGGCAAACGUAUUGGACUAUCAUGGCGCACAACAUUCAUUGAAUAAAGACCCACUACUAGAUGAUACACAAAACUAUUAUGUCCUAAAUGGCUUUCAAAAUGCUACACAUACAAAUGUAAAGUUUAAACGUAAGAUAGAAACCUGUGACCCAUAUGAUAUUCCAUUUUCGACUGAUACUGUAAAAAUACUUUGGUCCUUUGGGGAAAUGGAUCCCAAUUAUGAAAGCUUAACAUGGCAUGGAAAAAACAGAGGUGUCAAGUCAGUGCAUUUACUUUCUCCUAUGUUUACCCAAAAUAGCCGAGAUCCACAAACAAGAAAAAAAAAAAUAUCGGAGACAAGGAAUUGGGAUAUAACAGUUAAUAAUGUAACCAUCGAACCCACAAUGAACACUCUAUAUUGGUGUAAAAUAGUACGAAUUCCAGAGUUAUCUAAUAAACAACAUAUUAUUGGUUAUGAGGCACUGUUAUCUCAUUCCGGUCACUUAAAUAUAAAUAUUGUCCAUCAAAUGACCCUUUUCGAAUGCCAGACAAAAUCCUACCCUGGAUCGGAUCCAUUAUCGUGGGAUUUGUGGGUUAGAGGUUCUGGCACAGUAUGCAACAGUAAUCUGCUGACCCCACGAGAUUGGGAUUCUUGUUCCACACCAGUUGCAGUUUGGUCGCCGGGAUCUAAGGGACAGUUUUUGCCUUCUCAUGUUGGUAUUCCAAUGGGCGGUGUAUCAGGAGUAAAAUAUUAUAUGCUAGAAGUUCACUAUGAUAAUUCUAACAGAAAGAAAAUUGUUGAUCAUUCUGGAUUCCGAAUACAUUACACACACGAUUUGCGUACAUACGACGCGGGCAUCAUAGUAAGUGGGGUUUCUAUAUCUGACACUCAGCUAAUUCCACCUGGUCAAAAUAUCUACCGAAAUGUCGGGAUUUGUGGUCCCCCUUGUUCAAGUGUGAUGUUUCCGGAGAAAGGAAUUAAAAUUAUUUCUGGAUCGUUUCACUCACAUGAAGCCGGUCGUAAAAUGAGCCUACGACAUAUUCGGUCUGGCAAAGAAUUAAAACGGAUCAUUGAAGAUGAUAAUUAUGAUUACAGUUAUCAGCAUGUUCAUCAGCUUGCUAAUGAAACAGUAGUCUUACCGGGAGAUUAUCUUAUAACAGACUGUGCAUAUGAAACCAAACAUAGAAAACUACCCACAUUUGGCGGAUAUUCAACAAAGGAAGAAAUGUGUUUAACCUUUAUUACAUAUUACCCUAAAAUUGAGUUGUCUGGAUGUUACAGCAUGACGCCAGUACGCGAGUUUUUUGAGAUGUUCGGCGUUUACCAAUUUUAUUCAAUGAAUAUGACGGAUGUUGAAAACUUAUUUCUUUAUAAUGGCAAUGAUUAUAUAAAAAAUUCUAUAUUCACAGAGGAACAAAAAAGAAGUGGAAAUUCAUCGAAAGACGAGAAUAUUUAUUAUGAUGAUAAUUUACUAAACAAAUUGCUUAUUUCUGAUCCUGUUGAAUUUCAUGAUCGAACAUUUUUGUCCCAUUUAUAUCAAUUGCCUUGGCAUGAACCGCUCUUUACAAAACGUGUUGAGCUAGAAUUUAUAACUGGAAAACACAUGACAUUUUGUCGUGUUUCGAACGACUCGAUAUCGAUACCAUCGGAAAUUAUACGGUUCCCUGAGUUUACCGCAUAUGUCAAACCAGCUAAGACUUGUCUGAAUUAUAUGUUAAGUGGUAAUGGCGAUUUUCGUUCUAAAGGUUCUAGACAUGUAGAUGCAUUUAUAUUAAGUCUCUUUUCUUUAAUCGUCUUUAUAUUUUAAAUUUGGCUAAAUACUUUAAUGCAGUAAUGUAAAUGGAAGUAAGUCAUGCAAAAUGAA